This is a messenger RNA of Anopheles funestus (African malaria mosquito), 2175 nucleotides long. RefSeq names its product fidgetin-like protein 1. The record is from RefSeq and is a predicted model, not a curated record. Bases 221 to 2089 code for a protein of 622 amino acids. Gene Ontology annotation, molecular function: ATP hydrolysis activity; ATP binding; microtubule severing ATPase activity. The transcript has 3 exons. NCBI's taxonomy places the organism in Eukaryota, Metazoa, Arthropoda, Insecta, Diptera, Culicidae.
AAUCCAUGUUUAUAAAAUUGAUACUUCAUGAUAAUAUUUGUGUUUUUAUUGCAUUCAUACCGAUUUGUGUUCACGCAGUGCUAUUUUCAUCAAAUUAAGUUUUACAAUAUGUCUAGGUGCGUGAAGGAACCCGUAACCUUAGUGCGUUAAGAAGAUGGUGAAAAAGGCGCGUGCGUGUUUGUUUUUGAUCCGUUGAUCAACAACAGGCUUAAGUCGUGAAAUGGCAGACUCGUCAGCUAACGUGGGGGAAAUAUAUCUUUGCUUGCGCGAAAUAGAAGACAGGCAAAAUAAAAACAGUCGCUCCUGUGGUGUGGACGAAUUGCGCAACUUAAACUAUCUGCUGUACAGAGAAACGCUCGAAAUAGAUGACGAAAAACUCUCGGCACAUGUGCUGCAGGAAGGCUUACACAAGUACCAAGAUCUAAUCAUUGACCCCGAGGGUGUCAACAAUUAUUGUGACGAUGUAAUCGAACUUCUCAACACCCAAGGUCCCGAGCUGUUCGACGAUGACGAUGAACUAACGGACAUCGCACUGGAUGAUCCUCUUUCUUAUCUAACAAGCGAGGACAACGAUUGUCACGGGCAAUACGAAAACUGUUCGAAGGACGAGUUGUCCACGACCAUACUUGCAAAAAUUCUUAACAAUUGCGAACGAAGUGGAGAUCCACGACAAUCCGCAGACAAUCGAGAGAACAGCAAGCUAACAUCGUCGGCAAAUGGAAGUCCGAAUAUUUUUUCCGAUUCAGAGGACAUUUCACGGCCACCAUUUACUAAAAACGCUAACCCAACGUUCACUCCAAAAAUUGCCGUUUCCAAAGCAUCUUCCAAAUUGGGCUCAACAUUAGCUUCGACUGCAGAUAAUGUGCCCAAACCUCCUGUCCAUCGUGAUGGUGAAAAUGGAGGUUUCAGUGGUGCUUUUCGCACGGCAAAAGAUGAGCUGCACAUACAAAACUUGAAGAAGUAUGGCGCAACGAAUAUUUCCGGGAAAACACCGCUAUUUUCCUACGGCCGUAAAACACUCGGUGGUCGACGAACGCUGGGCAGUAAGUUCGUUUGUCCUGUGCGAUCUGGUGAUGAUGAUCGAUCGAAAAACAAACAACACAAUAGUUCCGAAGAAGGCAACGCGUUUGAAGGUCAGGACAACAGUAGCAACGACGAUAGUCAGGAGGACGAAAUCGAUGAGCGUUUGAAGAACAUUGAUCCGAAGAUGGUGGAACUGAUUCGGAGCGAAAUUAUGGACCGCUUUCAACCUCUUUCCUGGGACGACAUUGCCGGAUUAGAGUACGCGAAAACCAUCAUCAAGGAAGCGGUCGUGUGGCCGAUUCUGCGACCCGAUAUUUUUACCGGUUUGCGUAAACCUCCCCGCGGUAUACUGCUGUUUGGUCCACCCGGUACCGGCAAAACGCUGAUCGGUAAGUGCAUCGCAUCGCAAUCGAAAUCAACGUUUUUUAGCAUCAGUGCCUCAUCGCUGACUUCCAAAUGGAUCGGUGACGGGGAGAAGAUGGUUCGGGCACUGUUCGCGGUAGCAGUCGUACACCAACCGGCUGUUGUGUUUAUAGACGAGAUUGAUUCUCUGCUCUGCCAACGGUCCGACACGGAACAUGAAAGUUCACGUCGUUUAAAGACGGAAUUUUUGGUUCAGUUGGACGGUGCGGCAACGGCGGAAGACGAGAGAAUUUUAAUUGUCGGUGCAACAAAUCGACCCCAAGAGCUGGAUGAAGCCGCACGCCGACGGUUGGUGAAGAGAUUGUACAUUCCGCUACCCGAACGACUGGCUCGCAUUCAGAUUUUGACCCGAUUGCUGGAGCGAGAACGCAACAGCUUGGAGGUGGAGGAAAUUGCACGUAUCGGCGAUCUUACGGAAGGGUUCUCGGGCGCUGACAUGAAGGUGCUGUGCCACGAAGCUUCCAUGGGACCGAUCCGAUCCAUACCGUUCGAACAGCUGGGAAAUAUUGCGAAGGAUCAAGUUCGAGCGAUAUGUUAUGAAGAUUUCCGCCUAGCAAUGACCAAGGUGAAGGCAAGCGUUUCACCGGACGACCUGCAGCAGUACGUUGCUUGGGAUCGAACCUAUGGUGCAGGAGCAACUUAAGGUUAAACAGCUGUUACUAACCAGCCAGCAAUGGUAGAUCGCGAAACGAUGAAAAACAGCGCCAAUAAAGCCAUAUACCUCUGACA